AGCAUAUCAGCCUAAAACAAGAAUUUGUAGUUAUGAUGGGAAGCAAAGCAAAAGCAAUGGGGUCUGGGCUGACUCCUCUUCUUACCACUCUUUUAGUGGUAUUUGUUGCUCUUGGCUUGCCCUCAGAAACUGCAGCUGAUGAUCACUACAAGUAUUCAUCUCCUCCUCCUCCUUACCACUAUCCCUCACCACCACCUCCAGAGCAUUUACCUCCACCAGUGUACAAAUACAAGUCCCCACCACCACCUCAUCAUGUUUACAAGUACAAAUCUCCACCACCCCCACCACCACACCCAGUUUACAAGUAUAAGUCGCCACCACCACCUCCUCAUCCGGUACCACACCCAGUUUACAAGUAUAAGUCACCACCACCACCUCCUCAUCCGGUACCACACCCAGUUUACAAGUAUAAGUCACCACCACCACCUCCUCAUCCGGUAUACAAGUAUAAGUCUCCUCCGCCACACCACACCCAGUUUACAAGUAUAAGUCACCACCACCACCUCCUCAUCCGGUACCACACCCAGUUUACAAGUAUAAGUCACCACCACCACCUCCUCAUCCGGUAUACAAGUAUAAGUCUCCUCCGCCACCACCACACCCAGUUUACAAGUAUAAGUCACCACCACCACCUCCUCAUCCGGUACCACACCCAGUUUACAAGUACAAGUCACCACCACCUCCUCCCCCAGUUUACAAAUACAAGUCUCCACCACCACCAGUUUACCACUACAAGUCACCACCACCUCCUCCCCCAGUUUACAAAUACAAGUCUCCACCACCUCCUCACCACUACUAAGCAAUUGCUUCUGAGGCACAGGAGAAGGAAACCAGUGUUUGAGACCUUCUUGAAGAUGUAGAAGCAUAAGAAUAAAAGCCCAAUGUGAAGAUGAUGAUUUCAAGUUUUUCUACGUUACCAUUUCUUUAUCGAAAUUGGUUGUAGCGCCUUAGUUCCUUUGUUUAUGGGAUUUGUAUCGUUUUACGUACCAUGCAGUACAUGUCAUGUUUGUAAGGUUUUCUAUCCUGCCGGCAAACCGCAGGUUCCAUGUAAUAAAUGAAUACUAUUUAUAUUACGACACUUUUCUCUGUUUCUCUUA
Coffea arabica (coffee) is the source of this 1097-nucleotide messenger RNA. RefSeq lists its product as uncharacterized. Lineage: Eukaryota; Viridiplantae; Streptophyta; Magnoliopsida; Gentianales; Rubiaceae. The record is from RefSeq and is a predicted model, not a curated record. Gene Ontology annotation, biological process: plant-type cell wall organization. Gene Ontology annotation, molecular function: structural constituent of cell wall.